UCUCCGGCAUUUACCAACACUGCGCCACAUGCUCAUCUCGAAUUAAAUUUUGUUGCCUUUUGCGGUUGAUUUGUCACUGCCCGCUCAACUCGCCAGUCAAACCCAUCCAUUUAUACUAAAUAACUAAAUUAUAAGUAGCCAUGAGUGCCAGCGAGGAGUUUCAGGGCUGGCUGAACGACCAGCUGCGUAAACUCAAUACGGACGAGAACGUCUUCGGAUCGUACAUCGUCGGCAUACUCGAGGGCGAUGAGACGACGGAGGAGAAGACGGAGGCCCUUGAAGGAAUCCUCAGCGAGACGGGGUCUGCUGAUAUCAACGAACUGGUGGCCACCAUUCUGCAGAAAUGGCUAUGCAGCCAUGUCAGCGCCGAUGAGCCGCCCAAAAAAGGCCUAGACAUCGAUGUGAACGCCCAGCUGGCUAAGCUGCUGGAGAAUCAGAAGCUCCAACCUGCCGUCAACAAGGAACGCGAGUACACCGAGGAGGAGCGACGCAUCAAGCAACAGAUACUAGCCCAGUAUUCGCAGACCGCUGUGGUGAACAAGGACAACGAUGAUUCCGAUUCGGAAAGCGAUGACGAUAGCGGAGCCCUUGCCAAGAACACCAAUAAAUCCGAUGUCCAGGCUUUGGCCAAGGAGAAACGGGAGCAGGCCCGCCUGGAUAGUGCGGCCAAGAAGCAGAAGGACAGGGACGACCGAGAGAAGCAAAGGCAGUUGCGCGAGGAGAAGAAGGAGAAGCGCAAGACUGUGAAGGGCGAGCGGCGCCGGUAGCCGUUUCCCGAAAGAUGCAAAAUUUUUCAGUCUUCUCUAUUAAACCGAUUUGUAUACAACUUUGUAUUUUUUGCAAUUGAAACGCCAAAGUUAUAAAUUCUUUUGAUUUUUA
Drosophila kikkawai is the source of this 879-nucleotide messenger RNA. Its product is annotated as coiled-coil domain-containing protein 43. NCBI's taxonomy places the organism in Eukaryota, Metazoa, Arthropoda, Insecta, Diptera, Drosophilidae. The record is from RefSeq and is a predicted model, not a curated record.